This is a messenger RNA of Perkinsus marinus ATCC 50983, 423 nucleotides long. Its product is annotated as elongation factor Tu, putative. NCBI's taxonomy places the organism in Eukaryota, Perkinsozoa, Perkinsida, Perkinsidae. Gene Ontology annotation, biological process: translational elongation. Gene Ontology annotation, molecular function: ribosome binding; GTP binding; GTPase activity. The transcript has a single exon. The coding region runs from base 1 to 423 and encodes 140 amino acids. The record is from RefSeq and is a predicted model, not a curated record. Gene Ontology annotation, cellular component: ribonucleoprotein complex; cytosol.
AUGCCGAACUUCACAGUAGAGGAGAUGCGUGCGGCCAUGGAUGAGCCUCUUUACAUCCGUAACAUGAGUGUCAUUGCUCAUGUCGAUCACGGCAAGUCCACUUUGACCGAUUCCCUUAUCUGCCGUGCUGGCAUUAUCUCUUCUAAGGCCGCCGGUGAUGCUCGUUUCACUGAUACUCGUGCUGAUGAGCAGGAGCGUGGUGUGACUAUCAAGUCUACUGGUGUCUCUCUGUACUACGAGUACAAGGCCGAGGACAAGGAGAAGGAACACGGUUACCUUAUUAACCUUAUCGAUUCCCCCGGUCACGUUGAUUUCUCAUCUGAGGUUACUGCUGCUCUUCGUGUUACCGAUGGUGCUCUGGUCGUCGUCGAUUGCAUUGAGGGUACCGCCGUCCAGACCGAGACUGUGCUUCGUCAGCCUUGA